AUGGAGAUACUAUUGGAGAUCGUACGGACACUCUCCUCCAGUCUAGCCAGACACACUAGUUCGGUGCUCAAAGCUCCUACAAAUCGCAGUAAAUGCUUGCGCUAUCUUGUCAUAAAGUUAGGCAAUUGCAAACAUAACAUGUCAGUCAACAUGUUCGUUUGGGGAAGCAUCUGGAGGACACCAUUCACCAAAAGACAGUAUAUCGAUGAUACUUGCAGGGUAGAAGUCGUAAUAAAACCCAUACACCCAGAUGAGGCCAUUGACAUCGGGACAAACCUCUUGGCAGAAUUCCUCCUACUCACAAUUAUGUUCACUACCAUGGGUUACAGCAUCUAUCUAAGACGCUCAAGGUACAAUGAACUCCUAACGAAGCAAAAGGAACAAGAAGCCAAAAUCUUGUCAAGAAUAGAAUGCAUGGAACAGGAAAUCUACAAUCUACUUGAAUUCAAAUCUGAAAUACUCAGCAAAAGGGAAAAUGUGUGA
Theileria equi strain WA is the source of this 483-nucleotide messenger RNA. RefSeq lists its product as hypothetical. The transcript has 4 exons. NCBI's taxonomy places the organism in Eukaryota, Apicomplexa, Aconoidasida, Piroplasmida, Theileriidae. The record is from RefSeq and is a predicted model, not a curated record. Bases 1 to 483 code for a protein of 160 amino acids.